UGCUGUGCCCGGCUGGCCGCGGAGGGAUGCUUUCCAAAAAGCUGCAACGCCGCGGGGCGACGAGGAUGGGCAGCAGCGGGCAGCUCUGGCCUCACGGUGCCUUUAAGAGCAGGGAGCGGUGUCCCGGCGCCACCUAAAAAUAGUGUGUCCCUCCCCGUCCCGGCUUGGAUCCCGUGUCGCUCCGGGGUGUCCCUCCCCAGGGCCGGGACCGCCGCCACUUCCCCCCGGCAGGCCGGCCGGAGGGCUGCAGAGCCCGGGUGAGAGCGGGAGGGAGCGAACCGGAGCGGGGCUCAGCCUUGUCCCAAAACCACCACACGCCCCCGAAGAAUCGGUGGCAGCCUCGGCAGAGCAGCUCGGAGCGUGGGGAGGAGAAAUCACGGCCACCCGUGGAAGCGGAAGUGAGGGGCUCCAGGGAGCACUUCUGCCCCUGCUGGUGCCUGUAAAUUAGGCGCUGGGAAGGCGCGGUUGUGCCGGGGGAGCGGGGAGAGGGGCCUGUCGUCGCCUUUUCCUGGCAGGGACAUCCUCCCACGCUCUGCUCGGGCUCUGUCUGCCGGCAAGUCCCCGCGGCCAUCCCCAGCACCAUGGUGAGGAACGUGGACGACUUUGACUUCUGCCUGCCCUCGCACGCCCAGGGCGUGCUGGAGGGGCUGCAGCAACUGCGUGCCAACCCCAAACUGUCGGAUGUGACACUGGUGGCAGGCGGGCGGGAAUUCUCUUGCCAUCGAGGCGUCCUGGCCCUCUGCAGCCACUACUUCCACGCCAUGUUCUCCGGUGAUUUUGCCGAGAGCAUCGCAGCACGGGUCGAGCUGAAGGAGGUGGACCCUGGAGCGCUGGAGAUGCUGCUCGACUUCGCCUAUACGGGGAAGGUCACCAUCAACCAGGGCAACGUGGAGGGGCUGAUGCGGACUUCAAGCCAGCUCCACUUUCCCACUAUCCAGAAGGUCUGCAGCCGCUACCUCCGGCAGCAGAUGGAUGCCACCAACUGCCUAGGUAUCUGCGAGUUUGGUGAGAGCCACGGCUGCCCCGAGGUCUCCUCCAAGGCCUGGUCUUUCUUGCAGGAGAACUUUGAAGCCGUCUCUCAGCAGGAGGAGUUUCUCCAGCUCUCCAAGGAGAGGUUGACCAUCUACCUCUCCAAUGACCAGCUGCAGGUGCAGGAGGAGCAGAGCCUGGCUGAGGCUGUGCUGCGCUGGGUACGCCAUGACCCAGGGUCCCGAGCCCAGUUCCUGCCUGAGCUGCUGGAGCUGGCCCACCUCAUCUCACUGCCUGACCAGUACCUGCAGAACCUGCUUGCCACCGAGCCCCUCAUCCGUGACUCAGAUGCCAGCAAGGCCCUCGUCACCCGAUCCCGUGCCACAGGGCAGAGUGAUGCCAGUGCCCAGAAGAACCCCCUAACCCCACCGCAGAAGCUGGAGGAGGUGCUGGUGGUGGUCGGCGGCCGCGUGCUGGAAGAGAACGAGGAUGAGGAUGGGGGGGUGGAUAUGCCGGUUGCCCCCAGGAAUUUCGCUUUCUACAAUCCCAAAAGCAGGCGAUGGAUGGCUCUGCCCGACUUCCCUGAUUACAACAAAUGGGGCUUUUCCCUGGUGGCUCUGAACAACGAUGUGUACGUCACAGGCGGCUCCCGGGGGUCCCAGAACGACACAUGGUCGACGACCCAGGCCUGGUGCUUCUGCCCCAGGGAUGGUGCCUGGAAUCCCAUUGCUUCCAUGCUGAAAGCCCGGACAAACCACACCAGCGCCGUCCUCAAUGGUGAGAUCUACGUCAUUGGGGGGACGACAGUGGACGCAGUGGAAGUGGAGCGCUAUGACCCCUAUAACAAGAGCUGGUGCGCCAUCAGCCCAGCCCUCAAGUAUGUGAGCAAUUUUGCUGCUGCCAGCUGCUUGGGCAAGCUCUACCUGGUAGGCUCCUGUGCCGUCAAGUACAACGCUCUCACCCUGCAGUGCUACAACCCUGUCCAAGAUCUGUGGAGUGUGAUCACAUCCCCCUUCAUCCCCAAGUACCUCUCAGCCCCACGCUGUGCCACCCUGCAUGGGCUCAUCUACCUCAUCGGGGACAACACCAAGAAGGUCUACAUGUACAACCCGGAGGCCAACAUCUGGCAGAAGGUAGCAGGAUGCGGGGCCAGGUGCAGCUCCUGCACACGCUCCACGAAAACGGUGGGAUGGUGCCACUGGGCGACCGGCUCUUUGUCACUGGCGGCCACUGGAAGGGCAUGGAUGGGGACUACCGUGUGGAGAUGGAGGUGUAUGACUGCACCAAGGACCUCUGGACACGGGAGGGCUCCCUGCCCUGCCUCUGGCUCUUCCACAGCUCCUCCUCCAUUUUCAUGGACACCUCCAAGUGGACGGAGGCUUUCCAGGGUGACCAUGGGCUGUAGGAGAACCCACAGUGUUGUCUGUCACUCUGUGCAGCCGCUCUCACCUCUCUCCUCACUGCCAGUUCAGCUCUUUGGGGGUGGAGAUGAAAACCCCUCUGCCAGGCUGGCUGGGGCAUUGGGAGCAUGUUCCCCCCCCCCCCCCCCCCCUCGUGGGGUAAAGGCUUUUGCUUAUAAACAUGCUUUGGCUAAUGCUUUUGUUUUGUGUUGUUUAAAACUUGCCUUUUCCCCCCUCCAAAACCUCAAAGCUUUUAGGGUAUUUUGAGGCCUCCCAAAGUGUGGCCCAUCCUAACAGAGACUGCCCGACAUUGCUGCCUGGUGGCCAUGGCCCCUUUCCCCAUCAUGUCGACACCCAGCAUGGAGAAACCUGAGGGAGACUGGGGAAAUCUCUUCUUCCCAACACCCAAAGCUGUCAGACCCGCUCCAGCACGGGGUGGAGCACAAUGUCAGGAGAUAAAACAGCUUUUGGAUGCUUUACGUCCUCAGGUGGCAUGGCAGCCUACGGUGGGGUGCUUCAUCCUGGGUUCUCUCUCAGGAUGCACAGCACGCACCCUUGGGAAGUGACCAGGGUCAUGGUGAAGCAGCCGGCACCCUCAGUGGCUCCCGGUGCCAGGACAGAGCCGAGCGGUGCUUCCUGGCCCGUCCCCAUCUCUGCUGGGACCCGGUGGAAGAGGACACGCCAGGACGGAGCGAGCACAAGGCAACGCUUCCCUGGCGAGCAGUCCCACUACCGGCACUGGCACGUCGUAGCUCUGCCGGC
Grus americana (Whooping crane) is the source of this 3131-nucleotide messenger RNA. RefSeq names its product kelch like family member 30 (gene KLHL30). The transcript is spliced from 7 exons. Gene Ontology annotation, molecular function: protein binding. Lineage: Eukaryota; Metazoa; Chordata; Aves; Gruiformes; Gruidae. The record is from RefSeq and is a predicted model, not a curated record. The coding region runs from base 582 to 2636 and encodes 684 amino acids.